AUGUCGGUCAACUUCUCGCAAAAAUCGCCCCUUCCUCGGAUUAAGCAUUUGCAAUUGGGAGAUACAGUAGGCCAGGGAUCAUUCGCAUUUGUAAAAAGAGCAUGUUUGGAAACGGAUCCUAAUACAGUCGUGGCCGUGAAAUUCGUACACUUACCGACAUGUGCUAAGCAUGGCCUGAGCGAGGAAGAUGUCACACAAGAAGUUAUUUUACAAUCAAAAUGCAGCGGGCACCCGAACGUUCUUAAGGUUAUAGAUUGCAAUCUGAGCAGGGACUUUCUCUGGAUCAUAAUGGAAAUGGCCAGUGGAGGCGACCUCUUCGACAAAAUAGAACCAGAUGUCGGCGUUGACGCUGAGGUUGCUCGAUUCUACUACAAGCAAUUAAUCAAUGCCUUAGACUACUUGCAUCGAGACUGUGGUAUAGCUCAUCGCGAUGUAAAACCAGAAAACAUCCUACUUGAUAGAAACGGGAACCUGAAACUAGCUGAUUUUGGAUUGGCAUCUAAAUUCAGGCGUAAGGAUGGUACUAAAAGAGUUUGUACGGACACACGCGGUAGUCUGCCAUAUAUGGCUCCCGAAAUAGUGUAUUCGCGUGGGUAUUAUGCAGACUUGACCGAUGUUUGGUCUUGCGGUAUCCUGCUUUUCGUUUUACUGACAGGAGAGACUCCUUGGGAUAUACCAAGCGAAGAAGAUGACCACUUUCGCGAGUUUUGGGUCAAUCGCGGGAAAUUGACUAGCGGACCCUGGGCUAAACUUGAUUUUACUGAGCUGAAUUUGCUGCGAAAAAUCUUGCAGCCUGAACCAACCGAAAGAUAUAGUCUGGAUCAAUUGAAAUCACACAGUUGGUAUACUAAUCCCACAGCGUUUGCUAACGAAGCAGGAAUAUGUGCAAACCCGCGAAUGCUGUCAGAAAAGCUGAUGAGCAGGCUUCACAUCUCCCUCAAUGAUGAUGCAAUUCCUCAAAAUAACCUCAAAAUCUUUAAUGGUGAGGCACCGCAACACACUUCAACUCAACCAGCAGGUUCACACGGCGCACAUCUUCAACGAGAUUUUUCAUGUAUGGAAAAGUUCGCUGCAAGCCAACUUGGUGUAUCAUAUCAGGCCUCCCACGAAAGCGCUGGCUCAGAUGUCCUUUAUUGGAGUCAGCAUAUUCAACAAGACAUGGCCACGCAGCAGUUUUGCGAGUUCACCGAGAGGAACGCUUCUUUUUUGAAUCCUGCAAAAUUAACCAAGUUUUACUCUACUCAAGAUGUUGGGACUAUCUUGAAUACUUUGGAGCUAGCACUACUGACACUAAAAAUACCUGUAUCCACGGGUCUGAUCAGGUCCUUCAGCAAGUUGACCCAGACCUGUGGUCACGAAGAUGUUUUUCCUCUGACCAUCCAGGUGAAAACAAAAGACAGAAAGGGCUGGGACCUGUCUGGAAACAUAACGUUAUUCUAUCUAGAAAGAUACGUUGUGUUAUUAUACUUCAACAGGAGAAAGGGUGAUCCGCUAGAAUGGAGGAGGCUUUUCCGCUCAAUAAGUGUGCUAUGCCGCGACCUCAUUUUCAUACCUUAG
Molecule: messenger RNA, 1557 nt
Organism: Lachancea meyersii CBS 8951
Lineage: Eukaryota; Fungi; Ascomycota; Saccharomycetes; Saccharomycetales; Saccharomycetaceae
Source: the annotation of a GenBank genome assembly